Saccharomycopsis crataegensis is the source of this 1506-nucleotide messenger RNA. RefSeq lists its product as uncharacterized. The record is from RefSeq and is a predicted model, not a curated record. Bases 1 to 1506 code for a protein of 501 amino acids. Gene Ontology annotation, biological process: NADP+ biosynthetic process; NAD+ metabolic process. Gene Ontology annotation, molecular function: NAD+ kinase activity. The transcript has a single exon. NCBI's taxonomy places the organism in Eukaryota, Fungi, Ascomycota, Saccharomycetes, Ascoideales, Saccharomycopsidaceae.
AUGGAUAAUAAAAUAAUCGAUCAGAAACACCAUCCUAUCUUGUCUGCUGCCAACAGUAGCUCUUCGACAAUUAAUACUGACUUUGAGGGUGAUAACUACUUGCAAUUCAGCUCGAGCAGUCUGGAGUCAUUGGCAAGCAAGACGAAAUAUCGCAAUACUUGCGACAUUGUCCCGUCUUUGAUUAACCAUCAAUUGAACCAACUUAAGAAUGGAACGUCCAUCAUCAAUGAUAAAUAUUAUCAUGAUAAAGGUAAGAUUUACGAUUUGGUGUCCACCAUCAGGUUGGUCGACUCAAAAUUAAACCAUAUCACCGUCAAGGCCAAGGCUAAGAAGAUCCUUAUUGUCACCAAGAUUUACGACAUCGAACCGGUGUUGGAUACUUUAAAAUUGAUCCGGUACAUCUUGAGGAUUUGUCCGAAAAUGGAAUUGUAUAUUCAGGAUGAGCUUAUGAAAAUUAAAGAGUUCAAUUUGGCAGGUAUUGCCAAAGAUGAUCCGCUGUUGCAUGUUGAAGGAAGAAUCAAAUUCUGGUCGUCCAAUUGUUGCACUUACAACCCCAACACUUUUGAUUUGGUCAUCACUUUAGGAGGCGAUGGGACGAUUUUGUUUACCAGUUAUAUUUUCCAAGAAUUAAUUCCCCCCGUGCUUUCUUUCAGUUUAGGGUCCCUAGGGUUUUUAACCGAGUUUGAUUUUAAAGAUCAUCAAGAAAUCUUGUAUAAUGUGAUUUACAAUGGGUACCAAUGCUCGAUCAGAACCCGGUUCGAAUGUACGGUGAUGAGAUCAAGAAGUAAUAGGAAAAACAAAAUUGCCCAACAAUCCAGCUUUAUUGAUGCAGAAAAAGUUCUACGAGACGAGAUUUCCUCGACCUGUGAGCACCAUAUUAAUAAUAAUAAUAAUAAUAAUAAUGGCUCUUAUCAUGGAGAAAAAAUUAGUUUGACCACAGUUCCGGAAUUAUCUGACGAAUUGUUGACCGAAAGAACCAUUGACGAAACCCAUUUCAAUGUACUUAGUUACUCGGUGUUUAAUGAUAUUGUCAUUGAUAGAGGCCCGAACUCUACUAUGACAUCGUUGGAUUUAUUCUCCGAUAAUGAAUUGCUCACCAACAUUGAAGCCGACGGGUUAGUGAUUGCUACUCCAUCAGGAUCAACGGCGUACUCUCUUUCUGCUGGGGGAUCGUUAGUGCAUCCUGACAUUCCGGGGAUUUUGAUUAGUCCAAUCUGUCCGCAUUCUUUAUCAUUUAGACCGUUAGUGGUUCCAGAAUCGAUGAUUUUGAGGGUCGGGGUCCCGUACGAUGCUCGAUCACCUGCGUGGUGCUCAUUCGACGGGAAGAAUCGGAUUGAAUUGGAACCAGGUGAUUUCUUGACCAUUACCACCAGCAGGUUCCCGAUUGCGUUUGUGAAGAAUAUGUCGGUGAAGAAUGAAUGGUUUAAAAGAUUGAGCGAUACUUUACAUUGGAAUGAAAGAAAACGACAAAAGCCAUUUAAUAACUUGGGGCCUAAAGAAAUUUAA